This is a messenger RNA of Paramecium octaurelia, 498 nucleotides long. The record is from the annotation of a GenBank genome assembly. NCBI's taxonomy places the organism in Eukaryota, Ciliophora, Oligohymenophorea, Peniculida, Parameciidae.
UUUUAUUAAUAUGCACGAGAAAGCAUAACCUUCUCUUCCUUCGUUACACGUAACUACUAAUCCAAAUAUGAAUUCGACCAAAAGAAUACACGCAAGAAUGAUUAUAGAACCGAAUGUUAAGGACAUUAUAUCAUUGCCAAGAGCACAGCAAAUGGGGUCGUAUAAUCAAUAGUUUCGAAGAGUUCCUUUAAAGCUGAAUCCAAAAGUUGUGCAAGCCUUUUCGCCGUAUUAAAGCUAUUCAAUUAUUGUAUUUAUUGUUGAGAUGAUUUAAAGAGUUUUAGCGAUUUCCUUUAUGAGAAACAUAAAAAAGAGAAACAGCUCUAAAAAUUAAAGGAAAAGAAACAAUUGGAAAAAUUAAAGGACAUUUAGCACAAAGAAAAAAUUAAGUACUUUCAAUAAGAGGAUGAAAACAAUGAGGAUAUAAUUGACUCGAUAAUGGAGAAGGUUAGGGUGGAAUUGGGACAACAACAAAUGUAAUCUAAUUUUAUAACAAAUUGA